This is a messenger RNA of Bipolaris sorokiniana ND90Pr, 1524 nucleotides long. RefSeq lists its product as uncharacterized. The record is from RefSeq and is a predicted model, not a curated record. NCBI's taxonomy places the organism in Eukaryota, Fungi, Ascomycota, Dothideomycetes, Pleosporales, Pleosporaceae. Gene Ontology annotation, molecular function: FMN binding; NAD binding; NADH dehydrogenase (ubiquinone) activity. The transcript has 3 exons. The coding region runs from base 1 to 1524 and encodes 507 amino acids.
AUGCUCGCAAGACACGCUCCUGCCCAGAAGGCGCUCAGCGCGGCCACACACCGAGCUCUGCCCGCGGCUUCAGCAGCCACUCGCCUUUCAACCGCGGCCCCCAGCAACCGUACACAGAAGAGGACACUCGCAACAGUCCAGGACACACCACCCAAGAGGACAUACGGCGGCUUGAAGGACCAGGACAGGAUCUUUCAGAACCUGUACGGACACCAUGGCGCAGAUUUGAAGAGCGCUAUGAAGUAUGGCGACUGGUACAAGACCAAGGAGAUCCUCCUCAAGGGUCACGACUGGAUCAUCUCUGAGAUCAAGGCUUCUGGCCUGCGUGGCCGAGGUGGUGCUGGUUUCCCCUCUGGUCUGAAAUGGUCUUUCAUGAACUUCAAAGACUGGGACAAGGAUGAUAAGCCUCGCUACCUGGUCGUCAAUGCCGAUGAGGGCGAGCCCGGAACCUGCAAGGAUCGCGAAAUUAUGCGCAAGGAUCCCCACAAGCUCAUUGAGGGCUGCCUCGUCGCUGGACGUGCCAUGAACGCUACCGCCGCUUACAUCUACAUUCGAGGUGAAUUCUAUCACGAGGCCACCGUGCUUCAACGCGCCAUCCAGGAGGCAUACCAGGCCGGUCUCAUCGGUAAGAAUGCUUGCGGUUCCGGCUACGACUUCGAUGUGUACAUCCAUCGAGGAAUGGGUGCCUAUGUCUGCGGUGAGGAGACUUCCCUCAUCGAGUCGCUAGAGGGAAAGCCAGGAAAGCCUCGUCUCAAGCCCCCGUUCCCCGCCGCCGUUGGUCUUUUUGGAUGUCCCUCUACUGUUGCCAACGUCGAGACCAUUGCUGUUGCGCCCACCAUUUGCCGCAGAGGAGGUAGCUGGUUUGCCGGCUUCGGUCGUGAGCGCAACCAGGGCACCAAGCUCUUUGCCAUCUCUGGUCACGUGAAUCAUCCUUGCACUGUUGAAGAGGAGAUGUCCAUUCCCCUUCGCGAGCUCAUUGAGAAGCACUGCGGAGGUGUCCGUGGCGGCUGGGACAACCUCAAGGCCGUCAUUCCUGGUGGUUCUUCUACUCCCAUCCUGCCCAAGCACAUCUGCGACGACCAACUUAUGGACUUUGAUGCCCUCAAGGACUCGCAGUCUGGAUUCGGAACCGCUGCCGUUAUCGUCAUGGACAAGUCGACAGACGUUGUCCGUGCUAUUACCCGUCUUGCAAAGUUCUACCACCACGAGUCCUGCGGCCAGUGUACACCUUGCCGAGAAGGCUCAAAGUGGACGCACCAGAUCAUGGACCGCUUCUACAAGGGCCAGGCUCGCGAGCGUGAAAUUGACAUGCUCCAAGAGUUGACCAAGCAGGUUGAGGGACACACCAUCUGCGCGUUGGGUGAGGCUUUUGCAUGGCCCCUGCAGGGUCUCAUCAGGCAUUUCCGACCUGAGCUUGAGGCUAGGAUAAAGGACUAUGGACUGAAGCACGGCGGUGAGGCAUUGGCGGGAGGCUGGGCACACGAUGCCGCCAAGAAGGGCCAGCUUAUCGCGCCCGGACAGUAG